AUGUUCCGGCUGCCACUGAGGACACCAGAAUUGGCAGCCAAGUCCCUUAUUUCGAACCAAACCCGUAGCUUUGAAGAUAUCGUGGCUGUGUUGAAGGCACUCGUCGUCAACGCUGGUGAGUUAUUGCUUUUCCUGCAGUGUGUCGAGACGAUUGAGGUCCAUGUUCGUAACUUUGGUGGGCCUUGGUGCUGCCUAGGCCGCUCCUGGAUCCGCACUUCCUCGCUCUACGCCUUGGAACGCAUGAGGAAGGAACGGCUGCUGCUCCGUACAAUGCUAGCAAAAGAUGCCAAACGAGUUGCUCGAAGGCUCGGCGUGCUUAUGGAGGUGGUCACGGACUCUUUGGAGACCAGGGGUGGGAUGAAUCGCCGCUCGCACGCUUGGCUCUUAGCCUUGCGAAGCGAGCCUGUGGAGAGCAAGGAGGUUGGUUCUGGACCCGCGGAGGAUGAGCUGCCAAGUCAUCGUAUUGCAGCCGUGGCUGUGCCACUCUCCCCAGAAGACUUCAAAGGGCAAGCCUAUUGCUUCCUUCCACUGUCCUUGGCUACAGGAUUGCCGGUCCACGUAUCUGCUAACUUUGCCUUGACUGCAAAUCGGCGUGACUUGUGGAGGCGCAGUGACGACCGAGUUGCCAGCGAGAGCCAAUGUAGAGCAGCUUGGAAUGAGACCCUAAUAGAGACUACAUGCCCGAGAGCCUACGCCGACGCGUUGGAGCUCUUAGCUGGCGGUGUUGUUAUGCAGAAGCUCGAAGAGAACACGCUCCCCUUCCCUGCUCUGAAUACCAUAUCUGACAAACUGCAGCAAGAGUUGCCCAGUUUUAGAGAUGGCCUGUGGCAUUUCUGGCCUGGAGGGGAAGUUGAGGGCCACUUCUCAGCUCUGCCCAUGUGUGUAAGCAAGGAGCUAGUGUGCCGUGAGGCGGCUGUGUUUUUAGAUGACCAGCAGAACUUCCAGACGGCCAAGUCUUCCCUGCUAUGCCGGGAUGAUGACUUCGCAUGUCUCAAGGACGAAAUGCGCGCAGCGCUCCGAAGACUCUGCUUGACGGGGCGGCAGCGGACCGUGGUGCAGGCUCCGGCAAGAAUAGCUGACACUCUUGCCGAGGUCAAGGGAACCACGUGGCUUCAGCCACAGUCCCUGGCUAACAUGCUGAAAGGCUUCGACACCAAGCAAGCGACCACUGCGGAAGCUGACGCGCUCGUGGAGUAUCUCCUUUCCCCUCAAGGGGCAGGACCUCUGGCGCUGUUGCAUGGUCUCAGGCUGUGUCCGCUUCUUUCAGGCCGCAAGGGCACAUUUCUGCAUCGCGUGGAGGGGCAGGAGUACUUCUGGUCAGCUGACCCGAAUAUGCAGGAGCUUCUUCCAGACGAAGAAUUCGUGGAUCCGUCUUCCCGUACUUUUGCCCUGCUGAAACCAAGGGUGGCCAACUCCCACCUGAACAUCUGCUUGCUGAACAGCAAGGCUUUGGCAAAGCUGCUGCCAAACAUUUUGCCACCAUCAUGGCAGCUCAGCGGGCAGGUUGUUGUUACUGACAGCAGACAGAUUGAGGUGGACGGGAGGUCUCAAGAUGUGCUGCGGAAGGAGUUCAUGGCAUCGCAGCGUAAGGCAGCCCCUAAGCGCGGCGCCCUGCCCAAGAAGAAGCAGCAAGCCCGCAAACUGCAAAACACCAGGAAGUCGAAUUCCGUCAUGGAAGAAACGUGGGAUGACGAGGACUAUGAUGACUGGCACGAUGAGGAAGAGGAGGCAACAGAGGCAACACGUGCACUGCCACCUUGUCCACAGGUUGCAACACCACCCUGUCCACUCGUGUCCCUGGAAGAGUUGGAGAGGCUAGUGCAUCGCUGUCGCCUCAUGUGGAAGCUGGUGGAAGACCACCAAGAUGCUGGGAGCUCCAUGGAGGCACUCCUCAACUUCCCCUGUGUGCCGGUGGAAGCAGCAACUGCGCCCCAUGUCGGGGUGAAUGGGCAUUUGCGUCUUGUCAGUGUACGCUGUGCACAGGCCAAGCACAUGGCUGCUGUUGAGGACUUUUCAGUUGAGGAAGUGAGGCUCCUGGAGUCCUUGGGCGUAGCUCUUUUGAGGCCAGGUAAGAAGCUUCGAAACGCGGUGGGCUUGGACCGGGCUUCGGUGGUGCGUGCACUUUGCCAUGCCAUUGAGAGUGAGCUUGGAUCCCCUGCAGCUGUGGCAGCAAGUGGCCCCAGCGCUCGUCUUCACAUGGGGCUAAAGGUAGCCAGGUUGCCUGUUGAGAGGGCUCUUCCACUGCAGCGCCUCGUUUGCUCGGUGCUGCGCCGGGAAAACAAGAAGGAGGCCGAACGUUCUUUGUCGCUUCCCAUCUUCCCGACAGUGGGCGGCAAGUUUGCGGUCCCGCUCAUCCCUGCCAGUGCUUCCAUCAUGAGCCCAAACGAUGCAUGGGACGAGUCGCUGAGUCCCCAUUUUCCGGACUUUUUGAUAAGCUGGGAGGGGGCAGCAGGUGAGUUACUGCGAGAGUUCGAGGUUCAGCGCCCUUCUUUGGCCAACUUUCUGGCAAACUUCUGCGCUCCACGUGCUGGGCUUUUUGACCAGCAGCUCUCCCUGCACUUCCUGGAGAGCAUCGCUGCUCUCGGGACUGUCUUCAAAGCUUCAGGUGCCAGCAGGGACUGUGAGAAGUUGGCCCAAGUCUGCGAGGCGGCACCGGUAGUGGUCUUUGAAGCAGAACCUGGCAAGGCCCCCCACCGGUGUCGAUGCUCAGACCUGGUUGAUCCGGACGAUGCGGACAUCAGCCGAUUCCUGGGAAAUGCCGCAUCCCUGCCUCCGCAGCCUUACUGCACUCCGCUGAUUCUCUCAGUUCUUCGCAAAGCUGGACUACGCAGUUUGGCAGAUGAGGCCCUCUUCCUGAGAGCAGCACAGCGUGCAGAGGCAUUGGCACAAAACGGAGGUCCUGGCACUGCAGAGCUAACUUCAACGUUGCUAGCGCAGCUGGUGAAGAGAUUCCAUGGCCUGAAGUGGCAAAGCCAGACCUACUCCUCACUGAGCCGCCUAAGAAUUUUCCCAGCCUUGCCUGCUUCGUCUCGCGCUGGGACUCGGCCACCCAGCGAGGCGCCCCAGAACCGCGAUUGCGUGUCGCUAGACACGCCGUGCACACUUUUCGAGCAUGCACCGCUCGCGUGGACACAGUUGGCUCUGCUGGAUCCCCAGACCUUCAGCUCAUGGCCCAAAGCGCUUCUGCAACGCUUUGGUUGCCUGCAGGAUCCCCCCUCGCUUGAAGUGGUUGUGGCGAACCUUGCGGAGAUCGCGCGGAGGUGGUCGCAGGAGACUCUACCCCCAGAGGCUCACGCAGAGUUACGUCGGGAGACCAUCCAGCAUCGACAGCAGGUCGUCGUGCAGCACCUGAAAGCUUUUCAGCCAAUGCUGCACAAGCGCAGCCACGCAACCCAGAUCAUGGUGCAGCAUCAGUUGAGCAACGUGAACUUCCUGGUCCUGGACGAUGGUGUGCUGGCAAGCCCAUGCAGUGUUUUCACUGCUCUUCAUGAAGGUGCAGAUGCGUCAGAUGACGAGGGUCAGGGCUAUCCGGCACGCAAGCGUCGAACGCAAGGUUCCUGGAGCUUGCCAGGCUACAUGCGCCCCUUCCGGCGCCUGCUGUUAGGCGUUGCUGGACCUGCAGUUCAUUUGAAGCGGCAGCUUCCGCAGAUCCAUGUGCCACCUGCGCCAACCGCAUCAAUUGUGCCGGCGUUCAUCAAGACCUCCCUGAACAAGCCAGAGCUUGCCGACGUCAUCUUCGUCCUUGAGGCGGAGACUGGCCUGAAAGAGAUUUACGCACAUCGCCUGGUCCUUGCAGCGGCUUGUGAUCAUUUUCAGGUCCUGUUCACCUCCAACUGUGCGGAGGCGCAGGAGCCACGCUGUCGUUUGGCGUUGCCAGACUGGGUCUCUUCCCGCGCCUUGCUUUGGCUUCUGGCUUAUCUCUACCAGGGAUUCGACCCCCGAGAAGCGCAGGAGGCAGCGUACCGGCUGGAUCGCGGCCUCGUAGCCUCCGAGGCGCCGGCGGCCGUGGCGGCCAGAAGGUCGCAACGCCCGCCCCAUCGAACGCCCUGCUGGGAUACCGACACCGGAGAGGACCUGUGUUGUCUGCUUCGACUCUGUGAGUUCUACGAUGUGAACCACCUGAAGAAGUGGACUGAGCAUGAGCUUGGCAAACUGCUAACAGCGGAGAACUUGAUUGCGCUCUCUACGCAUGCCUACUUCUGCAAUGCCAAUCAGCUGCUCAACGUGUGCAUCUAUCACCUGAGGAGUCAAUAUGCUGAACUUGUCGGCGUGGAGGAGUGGGAGUCGCUUGAACCGGCAAUCCGCGAGCUGGUCCUGACAGACGCGACCGCAUCAGCUGAGGCGGCUCAGUGA
Molecule: messenger RNA, 4353 nt
Organism: Symbiodinium pilosum
Lineage: Eukaryota; Dinophyceae; Suessiales; Symbiodiniaceae
Source: the annotation of a GenBank genome assembly